Molecule: messenger RNA, 2677 nt
Organism: Ceratotherium simum simum (southern white rhinoceros)
Lineage: Eukaryota; Metazoa; Chordata; Mammalia; Perissodactyla; Rhinocerotidae
Source: RefSeq, a predicted model, not a curated record
CUUCUGCAUUUAAAGACAACGACGCAUCAUGCUGAAGAGAGGGAGGAAGGCCCAACUUUACACCAAAACCCCAGAUGGAGGUUGGGGAUGGAUGGUUGUGUUUCAUUUUUUCCUGGUAAAUGUGUUUGUGAUGGGGAUGACCAAGACUUUUGCAAUUUUCUUUGUGGUUUUUCAAGAAGAAUUUGAAGGCACCUCAGAGAAAAUUGGCUGGAUUGGAUCCAUCAUGUCAUCACUUCGUUUUUCUGCAGGUCCCCUGGUUGCCAUUAUUUGUGACAUAAUUGGAGAGAAAACUGCCUCCAUUCUUGGGGCUUUCCUUGUUGCUGGUGGAUAUCUGAUCAGCAGCCAGGCCACAGGCAUUCCCUUUCUUUGUGUGACUAUGGGACUUUUACCUGGUUUGGGUUCUGCUUUCCUGUACCAAGUAGCUGCAGUUGUAACUACCAAAUACUUCAAAAAACGAUUAGCUCUUUCUACAGCUAUUGCCCGUUCUGGGAUGGGACUGACAUUCCUGUUGGCACCUUUUACAAAAGUCCUGAUAGAUCUAUAUGACUGGACAGGUGCCCUUAUAUUAUUUGGAGCUAUCACAUUGAAUUUGGUGCCUUCUAGUAUGCUCUUAAGACCCAUCCAGAUCAAAAGUGAGAGCAAUUCCGAUAUUAAAGAUAAAGGGAGCAGUUUGUCUGCAAGUGCUUCAGAGGCAGUGUGUGGGACAGAAGCAUCAUCCUGCCAUGAGAUACAAGAGUCUACCACCUGGGACAGCACUAUGCAGAAGGCUGGACAACCCAAAACAAGGUUAACAGUCUCACAAAGUCAAAAUGAAGAGUGUAACAAUGGGCCCAACAGAAACAGAUUGCUCCUAACAACUAAGGAAGAAAGUUACAAGAAAAAGGCUAUUUCGUGGAGCUGUAAACAAAACCUCUUUGAUAUUUCUCCUUUUAAGAAUCCUUUCUUUUACAUAUUUACCUGGUCUUUUCUCCUCAGUCAGUUGGCAUAUUUCAUCCCUACCUUUCACCUGGUAGCCAGAGCCAAAACCCUGGGGAUUGACAUCAUGAAUGCCUCCUACCUCGUUUCUAUAGCUGGUAUCAUUGAGGCAGUCAGUCAGAUUAUCUCUGGAUGGGUUGCUGAUCAAAACUGGAUGAAGAAGUAUCAUUACCACAAGUCUUACCUCAUCCUCUGUGGCAUCACUAACCUGCUUGCUCCUUUAGCCACCACAUUUCCACUACUUAUGACCUAUACCAUCUUCUUUGCCAUUUUCUCUGGUGGUUACCUGGCAUUGAUACUUCCUGUACUGGUUGAUCUGUCUGGGAAUUCUAUGGUACACAGGUCUUUGGGAUUUGCCAGUUUCUUUGCUGGGAUGGCUGUCCUUGCUGGACCACCUAUAGCAGACUGCAACAUUGUGCUAAGCAUCUUGAUGAAGAGAGAAACUUCAGGAAAGCCCUUGCUCCUGUAAGUCAUUCCUCUGUGAAAUGACAAAGAGGAUUUCAUAAAAGCCAUUAGAUUUGUUCCUAACUUCUGACUCCAGGAGCAACUACCAAAGAAACAUCAGAAAUUUUGAUUUACAGAUUCACUCAGUUCUCAAGAGGUAUGGCAGUUACAUUAUUGUCUUGAGCUUUAACUAAAUCGAAAGGCUUACUGGUUCUAAAAUAUUAAAUUCUCAACCAAUUGGAGAUCUUCAAAACUGUAUGAGAUUCUCAUUUUUUACUUACCUAGAUCUGUUAUUACCAAAUUGCAAAAGUUGAAAUUCCUAUAAAAGAUUAUAGGCAUUUUAAAUUAGGAAUCUAGCAAACAGUAAAACUUUUCACAAUAAUCCUCACUCAAAACACUAGUUAAAAAUGGUAACAUUGAUUACAUGAACAAUAUUUUUCUCCUUCCUGUAUGGAAAUGAAAAAGAAAAACAAGUUAGUCUUAUAUAGCAUAUUUUAAUAAUUCAAGGAAAGAAAAAAAAAAGCAUAGGAAAUCCAUAGGAAUCAUAUAAGUGAGUUUUUAAAAAAUAUACUUUUUUUCUUUUAAAAAAUGUAAAUAGAGUAUAUGGGCAAGAAAAUUAUUUACACACCUUUUUCAACUGUGAAUAUGAUAAGAAAUAUAUAUAGUAGUAACAAGAUUUUUUUAUCAGAUCUUUGCUGAUUGAAAUGGAUAAAAGUUAAAAAUUACCCUCCCACAUACACACCUCCUCCACAAGCCACGGCCCUGCCACUCCACUCCACAGCCCCUUCUAUUCCCUUCCAAUAGUCAGUGACACAUGCAAUUUUAGUUAGUAAUAUGGCCUGCUUCAGACUAGGUCAGUUUUAGGGUUGUUAUAGGUUUCCUGAUCUUGGGCGUCAGUAGACCUACGUGUAGGCCAAUUGUCAUCGCUCAUCCAAACCCAACUGCUAUUUUUUGCUGGUAGAUGGCAUCCAGAACUACAUGCUGGCACCAAGAUGGAAGCCUUGGAAGGUUGUGAAAAAUAAAAAUUAUUGAUAUUUAGAAACCUUACUAUAUUUCUAGUAGACCCCUGUUAACAAAAGUAAACCUGCAGAAAGCAAUAGAAAUAGAAAAAUAGCACCUCAGUCAAAAAAAGUAAGUAUACAAUCAUAUUCUCCAACAUACAGGUCAGAUAGCUGUAAGCUACUUAUGUGAAAUUCCCAAUCCUGUAUCCAAGGCAUUUGUCAUGUGAGCUCAAAAUGCUAAAGGCUCAAUUUCAUUU